Messenger RNA from Penicillium canariense, 834 nucleotides. Its product is annotated as esterase/lipase family protein. Gene Ontology annotation, biological process: lipid catabolic process. The record is from RefSeq and is a predicted model, not a curated record. The coding region runs from base 1 to 834 and encodes 277 amino acids. The transcript has a single exon. Gene Ontology annotation, molecular function: lipase activity. Lineage: Eukaryota; Fungi; Ascomycota; Eurotiomycetes; Eurotiales; Aspergillaceae.
AUGCCCUCUCUCCGCACACUCCUUGUCUCCUCCCUGCUAGCGGCCUCCGCGGCUGCGGCCACAAGCAUCAACGACUUCUCCUGCACCUCCGACUCGAACCCGGUCGUCCUGUUGCACGGCCUGGGCGCCACUUUCUACGAGGACCUGAACUACCUGCAGUACUGGCUGCAGAACCAGGGCUACUGCACCUAUUCCCUGACCUAUGGUGCCUACGACGGCUUCCCGUUCCUCGGCGGCCUGAAGCCGAUCAGCGAGUCCGCGCCCGAGAUCGCCGCGUACAUCAAGGAGGUCGUGGCGAAGACCGGCAAGAGCAAGGUCAACCUGGUCGGCCACUCCGAGGGCGCGUUCCAGGCGCUGUACGUGCCCAAGUUCGAGGGUGUCAGCCAGCUCAUCGACAAGAUCGCGUCGAUCGCGCCGCCCACGCACGCGACCACCUUCGCCGGCAUCUACGAGCUGGCCUACCUAUUCGGCAAUACGUCGCGCGCGGUGACCAGCGACGUCCUGCAGACCGUGGGCUGUGGCGCGUGCGACGAUCUGGGCCCCGAUGGCGCGGCUAUCACGCGGUUGAAUGACGGCACGCCGAUCGUGCAGGAGGGCAACAAGGUGACGAUCAUCGCGUCCAGGAGCGACGAGCUGGUCACCCCGCCCACGACCUCCUUCAUCCACGAGGAUGGCGUGACCAACCGCUGGAUCCAGGAUAUUUGCCCGCUCGACCCGGUCGGCCAUAUUGGCGAGGCGUACGAUCUGAAUGUGUGGAACCUGGUGAAGAAUGUGCUAGAUGACACCCCGAACCGCAAGUUUAUUUGUCUGCUUGGGUCCCCUGGUAAGGUGUAA